CAAAAUCCCAACAAGUCCUUGAACUUGAAGCAUUCGAAUUCUACAAUUUGCUCCCGAAUCCAUCCUGCUUGUCUUAGGGUUUCAUCACUUCAUCUCCAUUUACAUCUCGCCUCCUUUUCCACUCAUAGAUUCAUCUGAUUUACACACAUCAUAUAUAUGCAACCCCCAAACCAACUCCAAUUUCUAUCAGGAUUCUGAUAAAUCCUUUUCGAACUUUUAUAUUGAUAUCAAGAUUUGGGCAUUAAUUAUGAUCAUCUUUGUUAAAUUUCGAUUCUCAUCAUUGUUGAAUGUGAACACCAACAAGCUUUCUGGCAAUCUCCGAGCUCUUGGCCCUGGUUUGAAUCCGUUUGCUCCGUACAACUUGGCCAAUCAUUCCUCUCGCUAAUUGUCUUUGCAGUUCUUGUUUUUAAAAAUUAUGUAAACUGUUUGAGGAUAGGAAGCUCUGAAAUUCCACGUAUUUUUAAUUGGGCUCAUCUAUUUUCUGGGUUCUUUUGAGAUUUAAAGAUAAGACCAAUUCGCUGAUAGAUUGAAAUUUCUGCCUUGAUUGUUUGUGGGCAUUUUUGUGUUUUUUCCUCUUAUGUGAAAAAACUCCUGAAUUUGAAGUCUGCUUUUUCUUCAAAUAUUCGACAAAGAAAAAUCGUUCUGUGUUUUCCUACUUUAAACCUUUGAAUCUAACCUUAAAAAGGUUAAAGAUUGAGUCAUUUUGAUCGUCCAUCAAAGAUAAAGGUAAAUUUGGGUUGUAAGAUUAUUGGAUUAGUAAUAGUUUUUGAGAGCUGGUGUUUGAUAUAAAGGAGAAAAGGAAUAUUCAAUAAUGCCAGAGUUUGAUAUCGGACCAAUCAGGAAGAGCAGGCAAUUGGGUAGGUCGGGAGGGGACAGGGAUGAUCGAGGUUGGACUCCCCUUCACAUUUGUGCUAGGAAAGGUGACCUUAAACAGGUGAAACGACUUCUUCAUGAAGGAAUGGAUGUCAAUGUGGCUGCCUGGGGCCCAAAGUCACAUGGUGUGACCCCCCUCCACCUUGCUGCUAAGGGGGGUCAUCUUAAAGUUAUGGAUGAAUUGCUAGAGCAUGGUGCUGAUAUUGAUGCGCGAACUAAGGGUGCAUGCGGCUGGACGCCACUUCACAAUGCAGCUAAAGAAAGAAAUAAGAAAGCAAUUAAGUUCCUGGUUGGAAACGGCGCAUUCCUGCCUGAUGAUAUCAACGACACAAGGUUCAAUCCGCCUCUCCAUUAUUGUCAUGGUCUUGAAUGGGCUUAUGAAGAGAAGAAGCGCCUCCAGUUGGAUAAGUCUUCAUCUAGCGAAGCAUCCUACAGCUCGGAAAACUGAUGGGUUUACCCUUACAUUGUUGCUUCUUUUCAUGCUGUCUUGGAACUGAAGCAGACUCGACUUGUCAUUCUCCUCUUAAAUCGUGGUGCUCUAUGCGAUUUGGUUUGCAAUGGAAUAAAUGUAAGAUUAGAACGUUUGUGUGUCAUGUUUCAUGUGUUUGCUUCAUAUGUCUUCUGCAUCUGGGAUAUCUUACUUGAAACUCUUUCGAAUGCCAUCAAACCAAUAAUUUUAAUGUUAUUGGUCUGUUUGUUAA
Olea europaea var. sylvestris is the source of this 1574-nucleotide messenger RNA. RefSeq names its product phytochrome-interacting ankyrin-repeat protein 1-like. Gene Ontology annotation, molecular function: protein binding. Bases 812 to 1321 code for a protein of 169 amino acids. Lineage: Eukaryota; Viridiplantae; Streptophyta; Magnoliopsida; Lamiales; Oleaceae. The transcript has 3 exons. The record is from RefSeq and is a predicted model, not a curated record.